Messenger RNA from Thyridium curvatum, 633 nucleotides. RefSeq lists its product as uncharacterized. The record is from RefSeq and is a predicted model, not a curated record. The transcript has 2 exons. Bases 1 to 633 code for a protein of 210 amino acids. NCBI's taxonomy places the organism in Eukaryota, Fungi, Ascomycota, Sordariomycetes, Thyridiales, Thyridiaceae.
AUGCCAUUGCCCCCGAUUUCCGUGCUCGUCGCCUGCGGCAGCAUCGUAACCUCCAUCAAGUCCAGCUGGGAACUGUCACGCAUGCUCAAACGCAAGAAGCUCGAAAAGUCGCUCGUCCGGGACUCGGACCUCCUCCUCGAGACGCUCACCAAUGCCUACCUGUGCGGCGACAUGUCAAAGCACGAGUACGACGAGUGGUAUGACAGGUUCCUCACAUCUCUUGCUAUCAACGAUGUCACUGGGCUCAAGAAGAUUUGGGUUCACUUAGAUAUGGUCCGACAACAGACGACAGGCGCCUCCAAGGCCAGUCGUGGCGAGCGACCAGCAAGACACCCGCCGCCCAAGCCGCCGUCCUCGUCGAGGCCAUCGUCACGGGCGCGAGACGACCGGCUUCCCAAGGCUUGCAGACCCCCGCCCCUCAGCCUCUCAGGCAAACACGAACAUCGAACCGCCACGUCGGGUCUCUCCUCUCCACGACGACGCACUGUCAGGUUUGCCGAUCCCAUGAGACCGCGAAAGGAGGUUAUUAGAGUAUACGUCAAGUCGCCAUUGCCACGUGAGAGACAGACAGGAGACGAGUCUGACCUCCGUUUGGGGAGGCAUUUGGGCUAUCGUUCAAAACGAGCGAGGUAG